Messenger RNA from Puntigrus tetrazona (Sumatra barb), 1323 nucleotides. It is a transcript of the gene mak16, whose product is annotated as MAK16 homolog (S. cerevisiae). Gene Ontology annotation, cellular component: preribosome, large subunit precursor; nucleolus. Bases 166 to 1077 code for a protein of 303 amino acids. The record is from RefSeq and is a predicted model, not a curated record. Gene Ontology annotation, biological process: maturation of LSU-rRNA; maturation of 5.8S rRNA. The transcript is spliced from 10 exons. NCBI's taxonomy places the organism in Eukaryota, Metazoa, Chordata, Actinopteri, Cypriniformes, Cyprinidae.
CUCGCGAGACGCAGUUUGGACGCUCAUGUUGUUAAUAUGGCCGCCGCCUGAAACUUCCAUGUGGUAUUUAUUUGAUCACAAAAAUAGUUGGUAGUAAAUCACAUUGUAUCGGUGUAGCGGCGGAAUUCAUAUAUUUAUUGAGGACCGCCCGAAGAAGCUGCCAGAAUGCAACACGACGACGUUAUAUGGGACCUUAUCGGUAAUAAGAGAUUUUGUUCCUACAAAGUAAAAACGAAAACCCAGCAGUUCUGUCGAAAUGAAUACAACAGCACAGGCCUUUGCAAUCGCAGCUCGUGUCCUCUCGCCAACAGCCAGUACGCUACUGUAAGAGAAGAGAAAGGCCUGUGUUACCUCUACAUGAAAGUUAUCGAGAGGGCAGCAUUCCCGGCUCGCAUGUGGGAGAAGGUGAAACUGGAUAGAAACUACGCGAAGGCUUUGGAACAGAUUGACGAGAACCUGAUCUACUGGCCGAGGUUCAUCCGACACAAGUGCAAACAGCGCUUGACCAAGAUCACUCAGUAUCUCAUUCGGAUCCGAAAACUCACACUCAAGCGACAGAGGAAGUUGGUUCCGCUCAGUAGAAAAGUAGAGACGCGAGAAAAGAGGAGAGAGGAAAAAGCUCUUAUUGCUGCUCAGCUGGAAAAUGCCAUAGAAAAAGAACUCCUAGACCGUCUAAAACAAGGAACGUAUGGAGAUAUAUACAACUUCCCCAUCCAUGCUUUUGAUAAAGCUAUGGAGAAACAGGAAGAGGAGACCGAAUCAGAGGAAGAGGAAGAUGAAGGGGAAGAAGAGGAGUCUGGAACGAGAGAAUAUGUUGCUGAUGAUGACUUUGAAGAGAGUGAUCUCAGUGAUUUUGAGGAUAUGAACAACCUGAAGGACAGCAGUGACGAAGAAGAGGAUGAUGAGGAGGAAUGCAGCGAGGAAGAGGAGUCUGAAGAAGAGUUAGAGGAAGAGAAGACCAAGGCCAAAUCGAAAGGAAAGGCUCCGCUCAAAGGCCCAAUCAGGAAGAAACGGGCCUAUGUAGAGAUAGAAUAUGAGCAAGAGACAGAACCAGCUCAGAAAAGCAAGGCCACAUAAAGACUGGACUGCAGAGUAACUCUCUGCGUGGAACAUUUUCAAUCCAUGAAACCUGAUCGUUGAUAUAACACCUCUAUUCAGUAUCAGUGUACGCCGGUGUGUGUGUGUAUUUGUACGCUCCUCUCCAAAUCUCUAAUGUGGGAUUGUUUGUACAUUGAGAUCUCAUCCGUACUUAUGCUGCUGCAAGCGUAAGUGUUUUAUAAAAAAAAAUGUUCCAUUGUGUAAUAAACUUUAUUUGAAAUGGCA